Haliotis rubra (blacklip abalone) is the source of this 2723-nucleotide messenger RNA. RefSeq lists its product as uncharacterized. Gene Ontology annotation, molecular function: calcium ion binding. NCBI's taxonomy places the organism in Eukaryota, Metazoa, Mollusca, Gastropoda, Lepetellida, Haliotidae. The record is from RefSeq and is a predicted model, not a curated record. Gene Ontology annotation, biological process: lipid metabolic process.
AUUAGAGUGAUAACCUAUAUAUCCCUCGCGGAACUAUCAAAAGGUUUCAGUCAACCAGUCCCCAAUGAAACGUCUGCUUGUACUGCUCCUGGCUUCACGGAAACUUACAAAGCCAACAUACAGUCGCCGAACCAUGGCCAACCUCCUUUGUACCUUUGUCUGAACUUAAUCACGUCAAUACCAGUGGUGUGGGAGCGAAUGAAAUCCUUUAAAGUUUUACGUCAUAUCCGACAUAUCUGGCAGUAAGGUGAGAUAUCCCUUGUGUUGCAUAUACUGCGAGCCCCAGACACGUGUUUCGCUAGAACAGAGCAGACGUGUGUUGUCGUCUGCUCACAAUUCGAUUCAACUAUUUAUUGUCAGUCGUAUGUAUUACUGUUAAAAGAAUGGGCAACAAGUCUAGUAGUACCUCCUCGGAAUCUAUCAACCCGGCAGUGCUUACCGUUAAAGAAGCUCAGAGGAAAUACUUGGAAGAGAUAGAGACGAAGUUCGAAUCUGAAUCUGAUUCCGAUCUAGAAGCGGAUGAAGAAAGCAGUUGUGACGAGUCAGAUGGAAUAAAACUGUUCAGAAAACGCAAGUUUUACUCUAUGUUAAAUACAGUUGACAGGAAGGCGAAGAAAAUCGACCCAUCGGAUUAUACCUUUCCUUUCGAGAACAUCGUUUUCGAAGGCGGAGGGAAUAAAGGACUUGCAUACUGUGGCGCUGUUCGGGUGCUGGAGGAACUUGGGAUUUGGCCACAGAUCAGGAGACUGGCGGGUGCCAGCGCAGGGGCCAUGACGGCAACGCUGUUGGCUGUGGGGUACAACUCCAAAGACAUCGAAGGCUUCCUCAGCCAGGAUUUGUCAACUGUGUUUUUAGACCACCAGUGUGGGUACUGCAGUCUCCUACCCAACUUGAUGAGGGGCUAUGGCUGGAACCCAGGCAAGAAGAUCUUUCAGUGGUUCGGGAACCAGUUAGAAGCAAAGACUCAAGACAAAGACAUUACCUUCAAGCAGGUGCUACAGAAGUAUGAGAAAGAGCUGUGCGUUGUAGUGACCAACCUGAACCAAAUGAGCACCGAAUACUGCCACCCCAAAACAACACCGGAUAUGCCUGUUAGGCAAGCAGUGCGCAUGUCAAUGGCAAUACCAGGCAUGUUCAGAGCCCCUAGGUAUAAACUACAUGGCGUGGAGGAUACGUUUGUGGAUGGCGGGGUCCUCUGUAACUAUCCCAUACACUGCUAUGACGGCUGGUGGCUGUCGAUGAAGAACACAGACAGCUUUAUCCAACGACUCCAGCCACUCAGUGCUCUCACCCGGCUCUUCGACAGGAGCGAGAGGUUCGGUGAAUUCAACGAUAAGACACUAGGAUUUCUUUUGUAUGCUGACAAUGAGGAGGACGUGCUGAGGUACCAGCUGGAGAAGAGGAUGGGCGUGGAGCUCCAGGAUCUCCCGGACACUAAACUGGCCAGGGAGAAGGUGAAGACGCGGCAGCUGCAGCUGAAAGCGGACAGGGAGCACAGGCGUGUUGUCAGGGCUGUGGACGCCUUCCUCCAGGUUCUUAAACGUCAUAAUGUUGACUGUGAUUCGACAAUCAGCCGGGACGAACUAGAGGCAGCACUUCGUGACGAGGCCACCUUCACCAGGACGCGCCGAAGACGGAUCUUCGGGGACGUCGACGACGACACCAUCCUUCAAUAUCUGGACCGUGAUGGGAACGGAAAUAUCACAUACAACGAACUCAUGCGGUUUAUGGAAGAAACUGGGAUCACACUGCAGACUCGUUUCCUUGGUUACGACAGGAAGGAAGUCAACAACUUGUUCAACUUCUUCUCGACGCUACAGUCUACACUACUAACUAAUGUCAAGAGGAUAUAUGUAGAGGAAAGGGACAAAGAGAGGAGUGUUGGGAUCAACACUGGUCACGUGGGCACUACAGACUUUGUGCUGGAGGAUGCGGACCGGGAGUUUAUUGUCGAGCGGGGCAGAAGGUCCGUCAUAGCCUUCCUCAAAUACUAUGUCGCCAUCAACGACCCACCAUUAAAGCGCCUGGCCACCAUCGAGGAAGGACUGGUUCUACGUUCACAACCCCCAAUACAACCGACAUCAGCAGCCACGGUCGCCAGUGCAGUCGAUCAGGACCUCCCGUACAUAGACGUGACAAUAUCUGGGCCUAAGGAUCCCGCCAGUGAAAUGGAUAUAUCCUUUGAGGAGAAAGUCCCAAUUUUGAACCAGUCCCACGGCACAUGAACAACAGCCCAGAAUAUUUCCGACAUGUUGCUCCACACAAGGGACAAGAGCUACUGCUUUUUGUUGGCUUCUGUGGCCUGCCAGAGGAUGCAUUAACACCCAUCCCAGGAAGAAUGGAUGAAUGCACGCUGCUUUACAUCGUAUCAGUGGCAUUACUAUUGGCGGCGAGAAUCACAAGCAGUGAUAGGGUUACAAUGCAGGCCAGAUUGUAUUUAGCAGAACAGUUGUGUUCAUUAGGGAAGGACUGCAGCUGGAUAGGAAUGGGUUUUGCUAAAAGAGGCGUAUGAAGUGUUUCAAAACGAGCAAAGUAUUUGGUUAGAAAACGAGAACGUGAUGAAACAUGAUUUUGCACGGCGAGUUUUAAUGACUUGGUAUGUAUCGACAUUGGCUAGUAUUGUGACAUUACUGAUGAGGCAUGCUGGUUCUUUCAGCAAAGUUGUUAUGCCAUGAUGUUUUCAUAUGUGUUGAGCCUAGCUGAACAAUGUAACGUGCUUAGUG